Aethina tumida (small hive beetle) is the source of this 682-nucleotide messenger RNA. RefSeq lists its product as uncharacterized. The coding region runs from base 96 to 569 and encodes 157 amino acids. Lineage: Eukaryota; Metazoa; Arthropoda; Insecta; Coleoptera; Nitidulidae. The record is from RefSeq and is a predicted model, not a curated record. The transcript is spliced from 6 exons.
ACACGUUUAAUACACUUUUAUCAGUCACCAUUCAUAAGUGCAUUGCUUGCGGUGCCGUAAAGAAUAUUAUUUUUCAUACGUAAAAAUUUAUAGAAAUGGAUCCUAAUAAUUUAAAGCCUGACAAACGCAUUGUAAAAGAAACAUUGUAUUCAGGUGUAAAAAGAGAAGUCUGCAGGUCAGGAAGUUACGACGAUAAAUACAAAAUUGUUCGGGAAAAUUAUGAGUUACAUCUUUUAUUAAAAGUAAAAAAAGGAGGUGAAGUCAAUAAACUCUCGCCAAAAUUACCAAAAUUACCGAAAUUACCAAAAUUAACGAAUGGCACGAGUUCAUCAAAAGAGACUGUUUCACCAAGACCAAAAGUGGCGACUACUCCCUGUACAAAAGAUACAUGCAAAUAUAAAAUGAGCUCAGGUACUUCUUCAAAAAUAGAAACAUGUGUUAUUUGCUUGAGUAAAUUAGAUAAGGAUAGAUAUCAACUAAAUUGCGGUCAUCGCUUUCAUUCCCACUGUACCAAGAAUUGGCUGGCCCAAAAAAGGACGUGUCCGACUUGUCGAGCUACAGUUUUAUAACUUUAUAUUUUAUAUUAACAAUUAUUUUAUUUGACUUUUAUACUGAUAUGAUUGAGAAUUAAUUAUUUAUAUGUAAUUUGUAUUUUGUAAUUAAUAAAAUUGUCUAGUACAAA